AUGAUAGGAGCAUCGAGUGGUAUAGGAGUCGAGACUGCUCGUAUUCUUGCACUGCGUGGUGUGCAAGUGGUUACGGCUGUGAGGAACACUGGCUCUUGUGCUAAAGUUAAACAAGAUAUUGUCAACCAAGUCCCUGGUGCUAAAGUCGUUGUCAUGGAGUUAGACCUCAGCUCAAUGGAAUCUGUCAGGAAAUUUGCAUCUGACUACAAAUCUGAUGGUCUUCCUCUCAACCUCUUGAUGUGA
This is a messenger RNA of Microthlaspi erraticum, 243 nucleotides long. Lineage: Eukaryota; Viridiplantae; Streptophyta; Magnoliopsida; Brassicales; Brassicaceae. The record is from the annotation of a GenBank genome assembly.